GCCUGAGGCAUGCCUACGUCCAGCCUCGCCCAUCGACCUCACGCAGCAACACGCAGCUCCCGGGUUGCCUGAAGCUCUGAUCUCAAGGCCCCAAACCACAUCCCGCCAUCGUCAUCCACCACCAAAGCUUCCCGACGACCAAACCACUUUCCGCCAACCUGCACUCCAUCACGAAUCCCUCCCGUUGCCGGCCGUCCUACGCCGUCCUUUUGACAACAUAACCACGUUUCCCCAAUACUCCGAGCUCUAAUUCACAAUGACGUCGAUAGGCACAGGUUAUGACCUGAGCAACUCCAUCUUCUCUCCCGACGGCCGCAACUUCCAGGUCGAGUACGCCGUCAAGGCUGUCGAGAACGGCGGCACAUCCAUCGGCAUUCGCUGCAAGGACGGUGUCGUUCUCGCCGUCGAAAAGGUCAUCGCCUCGAAGCUAUGGAAGCCCAACGCUAACAAGCGUAUCGCCACCAUUGACAGGCAUCUCGGUGCUGUCUACUCAGGCAUGAUUCCCGACGGCCGCCACUUCGUCGACCGCGCCCGCGAAGAAGCCCGCGGCUGGCGCGAGACCUUCAAGACCCCCAUCUCCACCGCCGACCUCGCAGCUCGCAUGGGCGGCUACCUCCAAGCCUACACCCUCUACUCCUCCGUCCGCCCCUUCGGCAUCACCGCUAUCGUCGGCGGCUUCGACCCCUCGACCGAGUCCCCCGUUGACGGCGAGGUCGGCUCCGGCCCUAAGGUCGGUGCUGGCGGCAAGGACACCUCCAAGAAGCACGGCGGUCCCUUCCUAUACAUGAUCGAGCCCUCGGGAUCCUACUGGGGCUACUAUGGCGCCGCCACCGGCAAGGGCCGUCAGGCCGCCAAGGCCGAGCUCGAGAAGCUCGACCUUGCCGAGGGCGGGCUCACCCUCAAGGACGCCGUCAAGGAGGCCGCCCGCAUCAUCUACGUCGCCCACGACGACAACAAGGACAAGGAAUUUGAGCUCGAGAUGAGCUGGAUCAGCGACAUUGACGGCCCUACCAAGGGUCGCCACGAGGAGGUGCCCAAGGACCUGCGCGAGGAGGCGGAGCGGUUAGCAAAGAAGGCGCUCGAGGGCGACGAUGACGACGACGAGGACAAGAAGGAUGACGACAAGAUGGAAGAGUAGAUUCUCUGAUGACGGGUCGAGGAUGACAGGGGCUGAGGCUGGAUUGCUCGUGGUAGCAACCGAGGCAUUACGACAGAGAGACGAAUCAAAAGAUAAAAAAAAGAUCUGUCAAAACACACACGACGGCAGCCCUGCUUCGGGGUGGUACCUUGACGGCCUCUUUUGUGUAAUUGUAAAAACACCACGAUAAGGGCUAUGGCAGCAGCAUCAUAGACUUAUCAGACCGGAUUCGGGCACAUCAGUUCCAAGGAUUGCUCGUCUUGCGGUAUGCCUACUAACCAACAUGACCAUCCAUGAUAAACUCACUUGAAUGGAAAGUGACGUGGUUUCACUGGCGUAACGAGUACACUUGGUCUUUUGGGUGGUGGCCAGCACCGAUUGCGACACAGGGAGCCAGAUAGCAGAGGGCCAAGUACGGGUGAUUGUCCGCCAAACGCAGGAGAGAGGAUGAAAGGGAAUAGGCAUUUCAGCAGUUUACUCACCGAACAACGAAGAAAGAGCUUACGGCAG
Messenger RNA from Colletotrichum destructivum, 1648 nucleotides. RefSeq names its product Putative proteasome alpha-subunit domain, proteasome, subunit alpha/beta, nucleophile aminohydrolase. Lineage: Eukaryota; Fungi; Ascomycota; Sordariomycetes; Glomerellales; Glomerellaceae. The transcript has 3 exons. The record is from RefSeq and is a predicted model, not a curated record. Gene Ontology annotation, biological process: ubiquitin-dependent protein catabolic process; proteasomal protein catabolic process. The coding region runs from base 257 to 1138 and encodes 293 amino acids. Gene Ontology annotation, cellular component: proteasome core complex; nucleus; proteasome core complex, alpha-subunit complex.